Messenger RNA from Peronospora matthiolae, 2475 nucleotides. The record is from the annotation of a GenBank genome assembly. NCBI's taxonomy places the organism in Eukaryota, Oomycota, Peronosporomycetes, Peronosporales, Peronosporaceae.
AUGUAUUACGGCUACUGCCCCGUGCGACCUUCCUGCACGCUCUCUGGCCCGAUCGAAGCUGGCCGCCAGUCGCGAGCGCUUAAUAUCUUUGCUGCCGUCUGGGGCGAGUGGGUGAGAGUGUGUGCGUGUGUGACGUGCGCAAGCUGCUGGCGUUUCACUCUAUUUUUAGACUCCAUCGGCUGGACUCUUGCUCUUGUAAACUACCUCCUGCCGCGCCUCCCAGUGCCAUGCGACACGACGAUUGCAGUUGGCCCUGCUAUGUCCAGCAGACCGGCCACGAUUGCGACAACGCCGGGCCAUCACUUGUGUCAACGCCGGGCCAUCGCCCCAUUGCACGCCAGUGUGAAGACGCGCCUAGUCCCGCAUUCUCGGGCCUCUGCGAUGGAGCCCAGGGUGGACAAGCACGUGCACAGCAGCUCGACGGCCGCGACGAGCAGCAGCGUGACGAGCCCCGUGAUGAGCGCGCUGGACGCCCCGGCCGGCGCCACGCUCUGGGAGGCCGAGGGCGCGCCGCACUCCAUCAUGUUCCCGUACGUGCGCGACCACGCGGACGCCAUGGCGGCGCGCGUGCGCCACGAAGAUCCGCGCGUGCACUACGUGGCGCUCGAGCAGGUGUACAACAUCUACCUCUACAAACGCAUCACGCCGCUGGUUGCAGCGACGUCGGCCCCGUCUCCCGUCCGACCAUCACUCUCGUCCUUGUUGUCCUCCUUUUCGUCCUUGGCGUCUCCGUCCAGUCGAUGCGGGGAACCCAGCAGCGACUCGACCAGGGGCGCGCCCGUGGCCAGUGCGCUGGACUUCCGAGGCACGAUGUUCGUUCCUGGCAGCGUCGAUGCCGUGCUGGACUUUCUGGCCAGCGAGACGCCCCGGGAGAACUACUGGGUCGCACUUAAUACGCUCCGAGACGUCAAGGCCGCCGCCGUGCUCUCUACUGCACGGCUCAAGCAGCCAGCCCCGUCCUGCCCGACGUUGUCGCUGACGGCCGAAGGAGACGCGACGGCGUUCCCGCGCUGGAGUCGCAAGUACAUGGCCACCAAGUUCUCUCUCAAGUCCAGCGCGCCAGUGCUCGACUGCUGCUACGCGGAAUACGCGACUCGCUACACGGAAACCAACAGCGACGGCCACUCGAGGGUCCACGGAUUCGUCUACCGCCGCUCCGUGUCGGAGCGGGCGCUGAGCAACUCGUCCAGAGUGUCGGCGGAGCCAUUGGCGAAAGUCCGAGUCCGAGGAGCCACGCGGUUCUACAUCCGCGACUGGCUGUUCGACGUCAUUGAGACGCAAGAUCCGCUCGUGUGCUCCUUGGUCUUGACCUGUUCCGUGUUCAUCCCACCGACGGCCGAGUGUGGGGCUGCGACUGUUCCGGGGCAAGACGAGUUCCGUGAGUUCUGUACGGAGAUGAUGGCAGGCGCUCGUCGCGCUUUGACGCAUCAGUGGAAGGACCACGCCGCACACGUUGGUGUGCGCUCGUCGUCGUCGUGGCUACAAGAGGCGCGCUGCUGUACCGUGUGCUCGGCGCAGUUCUCUUUGUUGCGCAUGCACCACACGUGUCGUUCAUGUGGAUCCGGCGUGUGUUCGAAAUGCUCCUUGAAGACUACGCCAAGUUCAGCAGCUACUGACGCAAGUGGCGACCAUGGACGUGGCAGAUUUGGCAGCUCGGUGGUAGCUGGAGGUAGUCGAUCGCAGCAAUGGGGAACCCACAAGCGCGAGUGUUUGCUGUGUGUCCAGUUUGGUCCGGACAGUGGCGUCAACGCGCCACGAGGUCGAGGCCCCGUGGCCAGAGGCCGCCACCUCUCAACGUCCAUGGCUUCCAUGUCCUCGUCGAUAUCACAAGGUUAUCGGGCGUCUUCAGGCGGAGUCGAAGCGUUCGAUUUGGAGCAGGAGGAAAAAGACAAAGUGUGUCCGGAUCUCGAGCUGUGCUCCAGCGCGUCGAUCUCGGGCUCAAGACGCCAGCGAAGCAUCAGUAGUCUCGGAAGCCAACGCAGCAUGAGCGGACUGGAUGACGAUGAAGGAUCGGACGAAGACGUCCGGCUGUACACACCGCGACUCGACCUGCGCGCGACAACAUCCAGUUGUUCACCCGAGUCAACCGACUCGAAUCGACGACCGCGCAGCACGCCAGGAAUCGUCUUGUUGUCGGAUAUCGAGACGUUGACUCUCUCAGGUAGUUUCCACCGUGCAGCCAGCAUGUCUGCUCAGUCAUCCGCCAGCUGGUUGGCGGCUUCGUCUUCCCGGUUGUCCGCUCACGCACGGCUACCAGCCAAGUCAGCAGCAGCGGCCCCUUCUUCUGCAGCUUCACGCGUGCAGAAGGUGCCUCACGACCGCACAGCCUCUGCAGCAGAUCUCACUCUUCUGACAACCGUCAAGCCUCGCACUGGUACGAGAGACGGAACGCAAGAGAGUAGCGCUAGUACGGAAGAAGACGAAGAUGUGUACAUGGAGGAUGACCUGGCCAACUUCACCCUUAAGCUGUUGUAG